AUGAGCGUGCAUAUUUGGGACAUUCGGCGACCAUUUCUACCUUACGCAAGUUUCGAAGAUCAUAGCGAUAGUGUGACUGAUAUGUGGUGGAAUGCCCAACAACCAGAACGCAUUGUCUCCUGCGGCAAGGACGGUUUAUUGGUUCUCCAUAAAAUGGAUCAAAGGCAGUCGCCUUUGGCCUACGCAUGUGAUGUAGCACUUGAUAUAGCACCAGAUGGAUUGAUCGGGAGAACUCCAUAUGAUCCAUUUCGCACCCCAGUUCGAAGCCAACUUUCGUGUGGACUUCCCGAUAAUGCGAUGAACACACUUCAACCAACAGCCUUCUAUAAGUUAGCUGAGAAAUACCUUGCUGGUGGUCGACCACUGCAGACACUUUGCAGUCACAAUGCUAAUCUCGCCACUCUCUUGGGCCAAUCAAGUGUUGCACAA
Messenger RNA from Strongylus vulgaris, 429 nucleotides. Lineage: Eukaryota; Metazoa; Nematoda; Chromadorea; Rhabditida; Strongylidae. The record is from the annotation of a GenBank genome assembly.